Molecule: messenger RNA, 1279 nt
Organism: Anopheles funestus (African malaria mosquito)
Lineage: Eukaryota; Metazoa; Arthropoda; Insecta; Diptera; Culicidae
Product: chitinase-3-like protein 1
Exons: 2
Coding region: 30-1208 (392 amino acids)
Biological process (GO): carbohydrate metabolic process; chitin catabolic process
Cellular component (GO): extracellular region
Molecular function (GO): chitinase activity; chitin binding
Source: RefSeq, a predicted model, not a curated record
UUAUUGAACGUUCUGUCUAUCGUGGCACAAUGAUUCGCCGUGUUGUUCUUUUGUGUUUUAUCGUGUUUGUUGUGAUUUGCAACAUAGAAGCAAGAAAACCAAUCGUUUGUUACUAUGCCUCAUGGACAACAUACCGUGCGGGCAGAGGGCAGUUCAACGUGGAACACAUUGAUCCCUUCCUAUGCACCCAUCUGUUGUACGCGUUCUUCGGAGUGGAUGAUACUGGUGCAGUAAAAGUGUUAGAUCCAUGGCUCGACCUGGAGGAUGAUGGUGGUCGAGGAAAUAUUCGUCGCUUCAACGAGUUACGGCAGCAGAAUGCACAGCUCAAAACAUUGGCCGCCAUCGGUGGAGCGUCUGUUGAUCCAGCACUGUUUUCUCACAUUGCCGCGAGCGCUGACUUGCGUACUGCUUUCGCUCGUAAUGCACGAGAGUUUUGUCUGGCGCAUGGGUUUGACGGUGUGGAUGUGGGUUGGGAGUUUCCGGGGAUGCACGACGGCGAUACGGCAAAUGAUAAGCACAAUUUUGUGCUAAUGUUAUCAGAAUUGGCCGUCGAGCUUCGGUCGCAUGGAUUGCUGGUCACAGGUGCUCUCGCGGCAAGUGAAACAAUUGCGUCGAUUUCUUACGAUAUUCCUGGAAUUGUGCCACAUUUGGAUUUAAUCAAUCUCAUGGCAUACGAUUACAAUGGCGCGUGGAAUGAAUUUACCGGCCAUAAUGCACCAUUGUUCGCUGGACCUUCGGAUCAGAACGAUUUUCAACGAAUGCUCAAUGUGGAUCACAGUGUUAACUAUUGGCUUAGUCAAGGCGCACCGCUAACGAAGUUAGUGCUGGGUGUUCCUGCGUAUGGACGUACGUUUACGCUAUCGAACUCCGCAUCGAAUGGAUUGCGGGCACCAUCGGAAGGGGCCGGAUUGCCGGGCCCUUAUACAGAACAGCCCGGGUACAUGGCAUACCAUGAGGCUUGUGUUCACUUUCUACCAGGAUCCGGCUGGCAACGUGUGUGGGAGGAAACACAACGCAUCCCGUACGGAUUCCUCGACCACCAGUGGAUUGGGUAUGACGAUAGGGCAAGCAUAUUGGAGAAGUGUAACUACGUCAACGAUCGAAACCUUGCCGGCAUGAUGAUGUGGUCAAUCGAUAUGGAUGAUUUCCGAGGCUACUGUGGAGCCAGCUUUAAUUUGCUUCGCACUAUCAAUGAAUGCUUGAUGUAAAUGAGAUAUGUUGUGAUGUGAUGAUAAAAUAUAUGAUAAAGCAGGUUAACUCAUUCGUUCCUUGCAUUCUU